Messenger RNA from Xiphias gladius (swordfish), 2274 nucleotides. It is a transcript of the gene abch1, whose product is annotated as ATP-binding cassette, sub-family H, member 1. Gene Ontology annotation, molecular function: ATP hydrolysis activity; ATP binding; ABC-type transporter activity. Bases 8 to 2182 code for a protein of 724 amino acids. Gene Ontology annotation, cellular component: membrane; ATP-binding cassette (ABC) transporter complex. The transcript is spliced from 20 exons. Gene Ontology annotation, biological process: transmembrane transport. The record is from RefSeq and is a predicted model, not a curated record. Lineage: Eukaryota; Metazoa; Chordata; Actinopteri; Istiophoriformes; Xiphiidae.
UGCUGCCAUGGCUGCGGAGGCUGCCGGUCGGGAUGAUGCGACGGCCGGACCUUCAGAAUGCACCGAGAUGGAGGAGCGGCUGAAGGAGGAGAGCAUGAAGGCGGACUUGGAGGCUCCUCCGCCCGCUGGACAGGGGGAUUUCGCGAUCCAGUGCCGGGACGUGUGCCGGUCAUACGGCAAACUCAAGGUGCUCAGCAAUCUCAACCUGACUGUACCACAAGGACACAUUUAUGGUCUUUUGGGCCCCAGCGGAUGCGGGAAGACCACGCUGCUGAAGUGCAUCGUGGGCACUCUGAAAAUCUCGCGGGGUCACAUCACCGUGUUGGGGAAGCCGCCCGCAUUUCCUGGUCAUGACGUGCCGGGGAAGAUGGUCGGAUACAUGCCACAGGACCUGGCGUUGUACAACGAGUUCACCAUCAGCGACACCCUGACCUUCUUUGGCCGAAUCCACGGUCUGAGGUCGAAGGAAACCCAGGCACGCAUGGACUUCCUCAUCGACUUCCUGGAUCUACCUCAGAAGCACAGCCUGGUCCGAAAUCUCAGUGGGGGCCAGAAGCGCAGGGUGUCUCUCGGCGCAGCUCUGCUUCAGAAUCCAGGGCUGCUCAUCCUGGACGAGCCAACCGUCGGAGUGGACCCUGUGCUCAGGGCUAAGAUCUGGCAGCAUCUCGUGGAGAUUGUGAAGACGGGGAAGGUGUCUGUCAUUAUCACCACGCACUACAUAGAGGAGGCCAGGCAAGCCAAUGUGGUCGGUCUCAUGCGGAACGGCCAUUUGCUGGCUGAAGGUCCUCCGGAUGCAGUCAUGAAGCAGCACAGUGCCACAACCCUGGAGCACGCCUUCCUGCAGCUGUGUGAGACAUCGGAUCAGAACGGCUCCAAACAGGGAUCCAGUCCCCAGGGUGGGCCGUUAGAGAACAGCCAGUCUUUCGAGAGCGGGCGAGACGAGAGUCAGCCGAUUCUCAGGACCCGACCGGGAGCUGCAGAGGAAGUUCCCAAAUAUUCAGUGGACUGGAAGGUGCGGGCCAGACACGUGCUGCCAAAGUGGAGAAACAUCGCUGCCCUGAUGAUCAAAACAAUGGUGCGGAUGAAGAGAAUGCCGGGCUCGUUGUGCUUCCAGUUCUUGCUGCCCGUCAUCCAGGUCUCUCUCAUCUGCUUGUGUAUCGGAGGAGAUCCAAAGGGGAUCCAGGUUGCCGUAGUGAACAACGAGACCUCCCCCUCCUCUUACAGCCAGUCGCUGCUCUCCUUCCUGGACAACUCCAGUGUGCACCAGGUGCCCUUGUCCCAUGCAGACGCUUUCGAUGGGAUUUAUAACGGAGAGUACUGGGGCGUCAUUGGCUUUGGCAAGAACUUCACCAGCUACCUGACAAAAAGGAUGAUCAAGCGGCAGGUCUCUAGAGAGGUGGUCGACGGAGGAUCGGUACACGUCUGGCUGGACCUGACAAAUCGACAAAUUGCCUUCAUGCUGCAGAAGAAGCUUCAUGAGGCCUUUCAGGCUUUUGUGGAGAACCAUUUGGGCAGCAUGUCAUACCUGGCCACCCUGCCAAUAAAGUUUGAGGAGCCCAUCUAUGGCAGCCAAAACACCGACUUCACCACGUUUGUGACACCCGGAGCUGUGCUCAGUAUCACCUUCUACCUGGCCGUGGGUCUGACGGCUCUCUCCUUUGUCCUGGAGAGGAAGGAGGGGCUCUUGGACAGAUGCUGGGUCGCAGGUGUGAGCUCGCUGGAGACGAUGCUGGCGCACCUCUUCUCCCAGCUGUUUGUCAUCAGCGUUCAGAUCACCCUGCUGCUCCUCUUCAUCCUGCUCGUCUUCAAGAUGCCUAAUGAAGGCUCCUUGGCGCUGGUCAUAAUUCUGAUCGUGCUGCAGGGCGUCACCGGCAUCUCGUUCGGCCUUGUCAUCUCCGCUGCAAUCGAUGACGAGCAGAGCGCCAACCAGGCCGCCCUUGGCAUCUUCUACCCCAACCUCAUCAUCAGCGGUAUCAUCUGGCCUGUGGAGUGUAUCCCAUAUCCCCUCCGCUACAUCAGCCUGGCUCUUCCUCAGACCUACGCCUCUGAGGCCCUUCGCUGUAUCAUGUACAGAGGCUGGGGUCUGUCUAAGAUGAUGGUGUGGCGAGGCUUCGCGGUCACCCUGGGCUGGAACACUUUCUUCCUCAUCCUGGCCACGGUCAUCUUAAAGCUGAGGAUGUGACAGCCACGUCCCGGAGAACAUCCUUCAGUGCGGGUGGAUGGAGCCGUCCGGUGAAGCCCAGGAGACAAAGACUCACCCGGGCCUCUUGUAUG